Molecule: messenger RNA, 2053 nt
Organism: Amorphotheca resinae ATCC 22711
Lineage: Eukaryota; Fungi; Ascomycota; Leotiomycetes; Helotiales; Amorphothecaceae
Exons: 2
Coding region: 207-1841 (544 amino acids)
Source: RefSeq, a predicted model, not a curated record
GUCCCCAACGAUAGAUACUGCGUCCUUGUAUAUCUCGAUAAUAUCAAUUGAUACCGCACUUGACGAGAAGCGUCAGCCUGAACAUUUUACUCCGCCUUCGAAACUUGCAACUCCUGUCCUUUGGACUCGCUCGGCUCACCGCCAAUUCCUCCCCACCCCCCCAAACCCCUCCAUUAUACCCAUAUUGCAAUAUAGGCAUACUCGCAAUGUCUCGAAACAUUCGACACAAGUCCAAUUCCUCCUCGACCAAGAAACCGGCGAGGUCUAGGUCCCAUACGACGGACAAUUCCUCCGAUGAUGAUUACGCUGGGGUGGAUCUCAUAUCUGAUUCGGAGGAAGACGAGCCGGAUGUCGAGGAGGUCGAGGAGCAGGCAAUUAUUGAAUCGGCGGAAGACUUUGAUGACGACGAUUCGCUCUCUACUCCUCGGCCCUCGAUAGAAGAUGAUGGCAGCAGUUGGGACGGUUUUGGCGCCGAUUCCGGCCAAGAUGUGCUUGGCGACGAACCUUUCUUCGAUGACCAUAUGGCCCGCAUGCAUGCUCCCGACUACGACACUGAGGCAACUGUAUGGGCCUCGACCAACAUCCAAUCUGAUGAUGACCCUGGGCCUCGACGUGUUCGUUUUAAUUUGUCUGAUAGUAGUUCGUCGACUGCCUCGGAUGAUGAUGACGAUCUUUACCCCGAUUUAUUUAUGGACCAAGACAGCCUUGCUCCCUCUUUUCGCCGACGGAUAGAGAAUGAUGAAGACGAGCAGAAUCCAUCGAGUGAAGAUGGAUCGUAUUGGGAUUUUGACGGGGAUAAGCUUAAUCAACCCGAGGAAGAUGAAGAAAGCGAUGAUGGGGAAUCAACAGGCUCGAGUGGCUAUGAAACUGACGAGGGCGAAACCACUGAAGAGGAAGAUCCGCCUGAAAAUGUCCGGGAGAAGUUUCUACAUCCACGGUCCGUGCUUCGACGCCAAUCACCGGAUUCCGAAUCCGAGGAAGAGAUCACUGUCACUCGUCGAGCCCCUCCUCGAGCUGGACGUGGUCCAAGACUUGGUUCUUGGGUCCACAAUGCCAGUCGACCCUUCGCGGUCAUUAACACUGACGGCAGUCGUCUAUUCAUGUUCAAGGCAAGAGUCAACCGCCGAUUCAGCCACAGCCACAGCGAACCACGACCUCAGACCAGUCCUGUGCACGGAAGCGAUGCCGAUUUAUCAAUGGAUCAGAUGUCACCCAUGAUCAGCAACUCAGCCAAUCUAAUGAUGAGUGCAAUGUACACUCCUCUGGAUUCAUAUAUGGGUAAUCUCGGCGGUCAAGCGCUGGGUCCACCCGAAGCUUUCUACCCUUUCACUAGCAUCAAUGCUAAUGGCGACAUCACUCAAGACAGUCCGUCUUCUUUCGAUGAAGACGACCUCGACGAUGAAGAUCUGUGGAACGUCGAGGACUUCAUCAACUUCGGGGAGGAAAGCUCAGAUGAUGGUGGUGCAGAAGCAGACGAAAACAUAUCCGCCGCCGGAGAUACACCCCGCCCCACGACUGCCACCAGCGAAGAUCAACCCCAUCACCUGCUCCUGAAUCCUGACCUCGUUGGAGCCUUCCGCAAGAACCAACACAAGCACAAACUCAUGACUCGUCACAACGCCACUAUGGAUUCUCUCGUCUUUGCUGGACCAUACUCUGCUACUACUCUACGCGGCAUCAAAGAUGGCCGGAUAGCCCAUGCGGCAACGCCUAUCACGCCGAUGCGCAAACAGAAGCUUCCGCCUAUAGAUUCCAGCCCACUCGCUGGUCUUGCGAGCAAGCGGAAGUUCAGUGGGGAGCAGAGGGGCCAUAAGAGGAUCAAGAGCGAGAAUGAGUUCUGAGAUCUAACACUUCUGAUUUGAGCAACGUGACAUGACCUCUGUCAGACUCGAUGUCUGGGUUCACGAACUCAAAGUGUUAAUCACUUAAUUACCUAAUUCAAAACAACACGCCUGAGGACGGCAUGACAUCUCGCCACGUCAAGAUGUCAUCCCUGGCCCUGGACUUUCCUUGCAGUACAUUUUCCUUGCCUGUUUCGUCUUGUGGGUUUGAU